Molecule: messenger RNA, 1416 nt
Organism: Suillus paluster
Lineage: Eukaryota; Fungi; Basidiomycota; Agaricomycetes; Boletales; Suillaceae
Exons: 10
Coding region: 1-1416 (471 amino acids)
Source: RefSeq, a predicted model, not a curated record
AUGUCUUCAUCUGUGAAAUCCACUGCUGCUGAGCAUGCUGCUAGCUGCCGUGAUUGCCGACCUACUGAGAGGGCUCAAUAUGUUGCUGAGACUCACAAGGACAAAGAAAAUCAUCAAUGCCAGCAGGUCGAUAAAGCCCAGGAACGCCAAGAAAAGGCUUGCCAAAAGGCCAGCAAGGCUGCCGAACGUGAGGCAUACCAGAAAGACAGAUGUACAGCACUCUCUGACACCCCUCCACAGGGGUCUGUUGCUCCGUCAGUUCAUGACCCUGGGUUUACGAGUCAAAGUGUCUUGACACCGGUGAGGGAAAACUUAGUUGCACGUAAAAGUGUAGUGCCCCCUGCGCCACACAGGAUUUCUAUGGGGAAGACACCACGCCCCAACACUUUGACACCUGAAAAGGCUGCCGAGCUUUUGUGCCUACGUGAUGCUGUUCUUGCCGAGCAAGCACAUAGUCCUGUAGUUGCAAUGUCUCAUGGUGUUUCCCGCCCUGCUUUGGGUCUCAACCACAUUGUUACUCACUCUCCCAGCCCUACUGAUGAAGAUCUAUUUGAUGACGCUAUUGCAGGACUGGCAGACUUCGAGAUGGAUGGUGAACCUAUGGACGAAGGUAGUACCACUAUUCGUACAAUCUUCAGUGUUGCUUGGGCACUAUAUUGUGGCCAUCUCUGCAUGGAGGGAGCUAUGCCUGAUCGUAUGCAGGAGGUCACUUGGGUGAAGUUAGCAUGGAAUGAGGCAUGUAAGAGGUUGCAGACUUGUGUUGCUUACGAUGCCGAAAUCAUUAAAAUGAUCACCUCCCAAGGCUCUCACUUUCAUGGCGAGGUCAAGAGUAAAGUCCAGCCAUACAUUGCGGACGAGUAUGGGUUUGAGACAAGUACAAAGCAAUUCGUGAUUGAUCGCAGCAUUAUGCUCACGCGGGAGCUCAAGAAGAAUUUCGCUUUUGUUUAUAAGACUUGCUCUGCUGAUGGUAACAAAGGAUUGUAUGGUUCAAAGAUCAUCCAGAAGGCGGUGAAUACAAUGUGGUUUUGUGAUAAGAAAGAUGAAGGUGUGCUAUAUCCUGAGUUCUACAAACCAUUCCCAGAGGUUGGGCUCACAUUGCUCUUGACUGCAAUUGAAAGCUGCAUUGACGAGUGGAGCACCGGUGCUCAAUCAAACAAGAUGUUCACCGUGGAUGAGUAUCAGGGUGUGCUCGAUGAGCAUCUCAAUAACCUCACAGAUUUUGAUGAGCAUACCAAGGCUCAAGGCCUGCUUCCAAAGUUGUUGUCACAUCUUCAUGACAGUGGCUGCGUCCAUUCAAAGGCAGACCCACUUGGUCACGACACUGGCUGCACCAUGGCACGUAGCACAUUUGAUGCCGCCAUCAAAGAGUACAAUGACCAUGGGGGUGUCUUUAGUGAUUCCGGGGAUGAUGAGUAG